AUGGGCAACCACAAAUCGACAACAAAUGCUGCUAGUGGACAAGCAGCUAUCAAUACCAGCAGUGCAGCUGUGCUACCUCAUCGUAUUCGUCGAAUUGUACAAAACUUUCUUCUCGUCUGGCUCGAUGCUCGUAUUGAUGAGUCGAAACAAGACUUCAAAAAUUCACUAACACGUCUGCGGCAUCUUGUGGUAUCAAUUACCACAUUUACUGAUGCUGAUGAAUGCAUCCAAUUUAUGAAGGAAUUAGAAGAAGAAAAAAUAUUUUUGAUUAUUUCUGGCUCACUCGGGGAACAAAUUGUACCGAAAAUCAAUGCAUGGCCACAAUUAGAUUCCAUUUAUGUGUUUUGUGGCAAUCGAUUGGUCCAUGAACAAUGGGCCAAAAAUAUGUCCAAGGUUAAGGGCGUAUAUACUGGUAUUGAUUCGAUUUGUGAAGCAUUACAAAUCGAUCGUGAACGAUGUGAUCAAGCUAUGAUCUCAAUUAGUUUUCGUGACAUUGGUGUAUCGUUUAUGUAUACACAAUUGUUCAAAGAAGUCCUUUUGGAAAUUGAGGACGACAACACUAAAUCCCUCAAAGAACUCAUUGAUUACUGUCGUCUUCAAGAUGAUAUUGCUACAGACGAGAUCGAGAUGGUCGAACAAGAAUAUCGUCGUCAUAAGCCCAUUUGGUGGUACACAGCUCCAUAUUUUCUUUACUCGAUGCUUAACCGUGGUUUGCGAUUACUCGAUGUUGAUAUUAUACUCAAAAUGGGUUUCUUUAUUCGAGACUUACAUCGACAUAUUGACGAAUUACAUCGCGAACAACAAUCCACGAAGAAAAUACUGAAAACUACAUUUCAAGUAUUUCGAGGUCAAGGUUUAUCAAUACAAGACUUUGAAAAUAUGAAACAAACAAAAGGAGGCCUGAUGUCUUUUAACAAUUUCCUUUCAACAAGCCGCAAUCGUAAAAUUUCAAUGGAAAAAUUUGCACGUCCGGCAGCAUACGAUCCUAAUUUAGUUGGCAUACUUGAACAAUCAAGUAAAACAAUUCGUGGACUUUCGGUUCGUCUAAAUUAA
Molecule: messenger RNA, 1053 nt
Organism: Rotaria sordida
Lineage: Eukaryota; Metazoa; Rotifera; Eurotatoria; Philodinida; Philodinidae
Source: the annotation of a GenBank genome assembly